Megalobrama amblycephala (Wuchang bream) is the source of this 4021-nucleotide messenger RNA. RefSeq names its product potassium sodium-activated channel subfamily T member 1a (gene kcnt1a). Bases 154 to 3897 code for a protein of 1247 amino acids. The record is from RefSeq and is a predicted model, not a curated record. Lineage: Eukaryota; Metazoa; Chordata; Actinopteri; Cypriniformes; Xenocyprididae. Gene Ontology annotation, biological process: potassium ion transport. Gene Ontology annotation, cellular component: membrane. Gene Ontology annotation, molecular function: intracellular sodium-activated potassium channel activity. The transcript is spliced from 31 exons.
AAAUGUAAGAUCGGCUGACUUUUCACAAGCUUUGAUGUCACCAUGUUUUUUGGAUAACACUUUUACCUCAAAAAGUUGUACCUAUCUUCCUGAUGUGGAUAUUUUUGACCGUUGAUUGAAUAACGGUUUUUUUUUUAAAUCGUAAAGCGCGCGAUGCCUGAAGCUCUGGCUCAUGAGGAAGAAACUGUGGCCGUGACGUUUCCGUCCGCGAGCCACUCGCCAGAUGAAAAGAUGAGCGGCGCGUGCUACACCAACCACACAUUUGAAUACGAUGAUGGGAGCACGCGCACCGCGCGCCUGAGUCCCACAUGUGGCCCCAGUUGUGGGGGCAAAGGGGUGGUCUUAAAUGUGCAGGACCUUGAGAUGACCACUGGACCAUCAGCGGUUCCUUCCCUUCAAACCUACUUUCGGUUCCGAGACCUGUUACUAGGAGACCAGACGUUUCAUGAUGACAGGGUCCAUGUGGAGUUUUAUGUGGAUGAGAACACGUUUAAAGAGAGACUCAAACUUUUCUUCAUCAAAAACCAAAGAUCCAGUUUAAGGAUUCGAAUAUUUAACUUCUGCCUGAAGCUGUUAACAUGUGUUCUCUACAUCAUACGAGUCAUGACGGACAAUCCGGCCCAGCUCCGCCACACAUGCGUCAACUGCAACAGCACCACGCAGACCAACGAGAUCAACUGGGAGCUGAUAUUCUGGGUCGACAGAAAAGUACCAGUGUGGGCCAUUCAGGUGAUCGUAGCAUCCAUCAGUUUCAUGGAGGCCAUGUUGCUAAUGUACCUCAGCUACAAGGGUAAUAUAUGGGAGCAGAUAUUUCAGGUGUCCUUUCUGUUGGAGAUGCUAAAUACUGUCCCGUUCAUCAUAACGAUCUUCUGGCCUCCACUCAGAAACCUGUUUAUCCCAGUGUUCCUCAACUGCUGGCUGGCCAAGUGUGCCCUGGAGAGCAUGAUAAAUGAUCUGCACCGGGCGAUUCAAAGAACACACUCGGCCAUGUUCAACCAGGUUCUCAUUCUUAUCUGCACUCUUUUAUGUCUCGUUUUCACCGGCACAUGUGGUAUCCAGCAUUUAGAACGUGCUGGUAGGAAGAGUCUAUCUCUCUUUAACGCUUUGUAUUUUUGCAUCGUGACCUUCUCUACGGUGGGCUUCGGCGAUGUGACGCCACAGAUUUGGCCGUCUCAGCUGCUGGUGGUGGUGAUGAUCUGUGUGGCCCUGGUGGUGCUGCCUCUACAGUUCGAGGAGCUGAUCUAUCUGUGGAUGGAAAGGCAGAAAUCUGGGGGAAACUACAGCAGACAUCGGGCUCAGACGGAGAGACACGUGGUCUUAUGUGUCAGCACUCUCAAAAUCGAUCUGCUCAUGGACUUUCUUAAUGAAUUCUACGCUCACCCACACACACAGGAUUACUACGUGGUCAUCUUGUGUCCAUGUGAGGUGGAUGUCCAGGUGAGGAGGAUUUUGCAGAUUCCGCUGUGGUCACAGAGAGUCAUAUACCUUCAAGGCUCCGCCCUCAAAAACCAGGAUUUACUGAGAGCCAAAAUGGAUGAUGCGGAAGCAUGUUUCAUUCUUAGCAGCAGGAAUGAAGCUGAUCGCAUGGCGGCAGAUCACCAGACUAUCCUGAGGGCCUGGGCUGUGAAAGACUUCGCUCCAAACUGCCCUCUUUACGUCCAGAUUCUCAAACCCGAAAACAAGUUCCAUGUCAAAUUUGCAGCAUGUCCGUUUAUUUCCACAGAUCACGUUGUGUGUGAAGAAGAGUUUAAAUACGCCAUGUUGGCUCUGAAUUGUCUGUGUCCGGCCACCUCUACGCUGAUCACUUUACUGGUCCACACAUCUCGCGGACAAGAGGGGCAGCAGUCUCCGGAGCAGUGGCAGAGGAUGUACGGCCGUUGUUCGGGUAAUGAGGUGUAUCAUAUUCGCCUGGGUGACAGUAUGUUCUUCAGAGAGUACAACAGCAAAAGCUUUACCUACGCUGCCUUUCACGCUCACAAGAAGUACGGUGUGUGUAUGAUCGGCGUGAAGAGAGAAGAUAACAAAAGCAUCUUGUUGAAUCCUGGACCACGCCACAUCAUGUCUACCAGCGACACCUGCUACUACAUCAACAUCACGAAGGAGGAAAACUCCGCCUUCAUCUUCAGACAGGAAGAAGAUCAGGGAAAGGGGAGGGGCCACUGUGACAUUUUAAACAGCCCGUCUGGCCUACCUGUUCAUAGUAUUAUUGCUAGCAUGGGAACGGUUGCCAUGGAUUUCCAAAACACCAGUCCCACUGAGAGCAGCGUCAAACUGGCCCCGCCCCCAGAAAACGAACAAGGAAGUCGACGCCCAAGCAUAGCGCCUGUUCUGGAGAUCGCUGACUCCGCCUCCUUACUGCCAUGUGAUCUGCUCAGUGACCAAUCAGAGGAUGAGGCGGGACACUCAGAUGAAGAUGUAACAGCUAAUGAAUUUGUGAAAGGAUAUCCUCCAAAUUCUCCAUACAUUGGGAGCUCCCCGACUCUUUGCCAUCUCUUACCCCAGAAAGCCCCUUUCUGCUGUUUACGGCUUGACCAGGUGAGCACCAGCUUCCACAAGGGCUGUGAGCAUGUUACCUUUGAAGACGCAAAAGCAUAUGGCUUCAAAAACAAGCUCAUCAUCGUUUCCGCUGAGACGGCUGGAAAUGGUCUUUACAACUUCAUAGUGCCUUUAAGAGCCUAUUACAGACCCAGAAGGGAACUCAACCCUAUAGUGCUGCUGUUGGACAACCUACCCGAUGACCACUUCCUUGAGGCCAUAUCCUGCUUCCCAAUGGUGUAUUAUAUGGGUGGCACCAUUGACAAUUUGGACAGCCUAUUGCAGUGUGGCGUUCUGUAUGCUGAUAAUCUAGUGGUGGUGGACAAAGAAAGCACUAUGAGUGCAGAGGAAGACUAUAUGGCUGACGCUAAAACUAUCGUCAAUGUGCAGACCAUGUUCAGGUUGUUUCCAAGUCUCAGUAUAAUCACAGAACUGACUCACCCGUCAAACAUGAGAUUCAUGCAGUUCAGAGCGAAGGACUGUUACUCCCUCGCCCUGUCCAAACUAGAGAAGAAGGAACGUGACAAAGGCUCGAAUCUCGCCUUUAUGUUCCGUCUUCCAUUUGCUGCUGGUCGAGUCUUUAGCAUCAGUAUGCUGGACACACUCCUGUACCAGUGCUUUGUGAAGGACUACAUGAUCCCAAUAGCCAGAUUACUGCUGGGAUUGGACACCACACCUGGAUCAGGGUACCUGUGUGCUAUGCAUGUAUGCGAGGCUGACCUCUGGAUCCGCACAUACGGGAGACUCUUCCAGAAGUUCUGCUCGUCUAGUUCAGAGAUUCCCAUCGGAAUUUACCGCACAGAAUCACACGCACCCCCUGAGUUUCAAGGUUCAGUCAGCAACGAGGGGUUAAACGACACCAGGGAGAAGGGGGAGGAGUCAAAGAUCCUCACCCGGAGCUCCUCCAGCAGUGACCAAUCGGACCACCCGCUCCUGAGAAAGAAGAGCAUGUACUGGACGAGGCGUCUCAGUAGGCGGAGCGUGAAGAGGAGUGACUCCUCCCUCAGCUCCAUUCAGCAGCGUCUGGGCGUGCUACGGCGCUCGGAAAGGGAGGAGCUUACGGAACUGGUCAGGAACCGCAUGCAGCACUUGGGUCUUCACACAGCUGGAUACAAAGAUGUCACAAAUCUAACAGCCAGUGAUGUGAUGAACAGAGUUAAUUUGGGGUAUUUGCAAGAUGAGUUGAAUGACCAGCAGAACUCCAUCUCUUAUGUGCUCAUAAACCCCGCCCCCGACACACUGCUGCAGCUCAAUGAUGUUGUGUUCCUGAUCCGUCCGGAUCCACUGGCUCAUGUACCCGAAGCGCCGCCUGCACAGAACCGCCGGUGCCGGUCCAUGACUGACACACCAGAACUCAACUAGAUUUAAAGGGUUAGUUAAUCUGAAAAUGAAAAUUAUCCCAUGAUUCACUCACCCUCAAGCCAUCCUCCUUCUUUUAGACAAACACAAUCAGAGAUAUAUUUAAAAAUAUCCUGGCUCUUCCAAG